AUGGAUAGUAUUGGAACGUUUGUUGAGGAUGGUUCCAUUUUAAGAAAACGAAAACUAAAGAAAAAGAAAAAGGUUACUGGAAAUGCAAAAGAAGUACAUGUGUGUAAUAAUGCUGCUAAUAACGAGCAGUCUGCUGGGACGUUCAAAGGAACUACACAAGUCGAAAUGAACGAUACUGUGGGCGAGGAGAUUAAGAUCUCAAAGCACAAAAUACUGCCGAAAGAUGAGAUGCCUGAAGUAAAGGAACGAAAAAGUGGUAUUAUUUAUUUCCAGACGUUACCACCAAACUUUACUGUCUCAAGAAUGCGUAAUGAAAUGAGUAAAUUUGGUGAAAUUGGAAGGAUAUAUUUGCAAGCUGAGAAACGGCGUGAUGCAAAAGGUAAACGAAGAAAACGAUUUGUGGAAGGUUGGGUUGAAUUUAAGAAAAAAAGUCUAGCAAAGCGAGUAGCAGCGUCAUUGAAUAACACAGCGGUCGGUGGAAAACGGCGAAGUACUGCACGAGAAUCCCUCUGGACAAUGAAAUAUUUGAGCGGAUUUAAGUGGAUACAUUUGGUAGAACAAUUAAAUUUCGAGCAUCGAAUCGAACAACAACGAAUGAGUGUUGAAAUAGCUCAGGCAAAGCGACAAGCUUCAUUUUUCUCUGAUCAAGUGGAGAAAGGAGAGCAGCUGAGAAAACUGGAGGAGAAGGUUUUAAAGAAAGGUGGCAUGUGGGAUGAAUUCCAGCGACAAGUGCAACAACGUUCAGUAAUGAAAAAAAAUAAGAGGCAUAAACAGACCGACGAUCAGCUAUUACAUAUGAUAUUCACUGGAUGA
This is a messenger RNA of Loa loa (African eye worm), 813 nucleotides long. RefSeq lists its product as hypothetical. Gene Ontology annotation, molecular function: RNA binding. The record is from RefSeq and is a predicted model, not a curated record. The coding region runs from base 1 to 813 and encodes 270 amino acids. Gene Ontology annotation, biological process: endonucleolytic cleavage in 5'-ETS of tricistronic rRNA transcript (SSU-rRNA, 5.8S rRNA, LSU-rRNA); small-subunit processome assembly; endonucleolytic cleavage to generate mature 5'-end of SSU-rRNA from (SSU-rRNA, 5.8S rRNA, LSU-rRNA). Gene Ontology annotation, cellular component: nucleolus. NCBI's taxonomy places the organism in Eukaryota, Metazoa, Nematoda, Chromadorea, Rhabditida, Onchocercidae. The transcript is spliced from 6 exons.